AGAAAAGCUUUGCUCCGUGGUAUAUAAUGAAAGACACGGUCAGUCUCUUGAGGGUUGGAGGGUGUGAUGUUGACAUGGUCAUGAGUGUGUGUGUGUGUGUGUGUGUGUGUAGUGGCUGUAGUGUGUGUUUCGCUGUAACCCAGCUGUCUGCAGUAAUUGCAGAACAGACAUCAUUCAAAAAAGAAAAAAAAAAAAAUCUAAACCAAAAACAAGAACGGAGCGGACCAUGAGACCAAGACAAAGGGUUGUACUGUUACAGGCCAAAGCCAUUGUCUCCUCUUGUGGUGUUCUUUUCUGUCGGGUGGUUUUAUCAAACAAAUCACAUAAAUCAGUAAAUAGAUCACAUAUAAGAAGUAUAUCAUCUAUAUAAUGUCAAUUCUGCCCUUCUGCUGCAAGUAUUAUGUUGUAAAGAUCCCUAUUUUCUUUGAUUUUCCUCUUCCUUUCUUCACCUACCUCACUUCCUUUCCUUUCCUUAUCACUGAUUGGCUCUUGUUUUCUCUCCCUCCACCCCUCAUUUACCUGAUAGAGUUCAACUGGGCACGACAAGACUAUUUAAGGGCUUCACUCCAUUUAUUCACUGUUUUUUCACCUUCACAUGGAGUGGCAGUUUCUGAACCUGGAGCCCAUGUGUGUCUUCCUUCUUUUCAUGUUUAAUUAAGAGAGAAUAAAACGUUUUGUUGGAUUGGAUAUAUGUUUAAUGGCCUUCGUUUAUUCAUCCUCCAUCCUGAUCACCAUGCGCAUCGGCAUUCAAAGAGACAAAGUUUGGAUCGACGAGUCACUGUGACUUACAGGAAACCAUGGCAACAAAGACGAAGAAAGUGUUGAUUGUGUACGCCCAUCAGAGCGCUGGCUCAUUCAGCGCUGCAGCCAAAGAUGCUGCAGUAAAAGUUCUAACUGCUCAGGGGUGCACGGUGGAAGUAUCUGACCUGUAUGCUAUGAAGUUUAAAGCCACUGCUACUGCUGAAGACAUCACUGGGGAACCUAAGAAUGCGGAACACUUUCGUUACGCAGAGGAGACAAAACUGGCGUGGGAGGAAGGGAAACUGUCUGCUGACAUCACUGAAGAACAACGUAAAGUCACUGAAGCAGACCUAAUCAUCUUUCAGUUCCCCAUGUACUGGUUCUCUCUUCCUGCAAUCCUGAAGGGCUGGUUUGACCGGGUACUCACCCUGGGCUUUGCCUAUUCACAUGAUAAGCGAUACAGCCAUGGAAUCUUCAAGGACAAGAAAACCGUGUUGUCCUUCACCACUGGUUCUCAUGAGUCCAUGUUCAGUGCAACUGGCAUCAAUGGAGACAUGAAUGUCACACUGUGGCCACUGCAGAACGGUAUUCUGCACUACUGUGGCUUCCAGGUUCUGGCCCCUCAGAUCUUCUGGGCUCCAUCUCACGUUGCCUCUCAGGCUCGCAGCACCAUGCUGGAGGAAUGGCGUAAACGGCUGCCUCUUCUCCUGGGAGAAGAGCCGCUUACCUUUACUCCCAUGGACUGCUUUGACGUGGAGAAGGGUUUCCAGCUGAAGCCUGAGGUCCAUGAGAAAAAUGCCACCAAGGAGUUUGGACUUACAGUGGGGAUCCACCUGGGAAAACGACUGCCACCAAACAACCAGAUGAAAUGUGGAGUCUGAAAAAUGCAGGGCUCCAUUUAGUGUCAUACCUGUCUUCAAUUACAAUAAAUCUGACUUUAAUAUUCUGA
Molecule: messenger RNA, 1690 nt
Organism: Seriola aureovittata
Lineage: Eukaryota; Metazoa; Chordata; Actinopteri; Carangiformes; Carangidae
Product: NAD(P)H dehydrogenase [quinone] 1-like
Exons: 7
Coding region: 798-1622 (274 amino acids)
Cellular component (GO): cytosol
Molecular function (GO): NAD(P)H dehydrogenase (quinone) activity
Source: RefSeq, a predicted model, not a curated record